Molecule: messenger RNA, 2719 nt
Organism: Aphidius gifuensis
Lineage: Eukaryota; Metazoa; Arthropoda; Insecta; Hymenoptera; Braconidae
Gene: ETHR
Product: growth hormone secretagogue receptor type 1
Exons: 7
Coding region: 335-1552 (405 amino acids)
Biological process (GO): G protein-coupled receptor signaling pathway
Cellular component (GO): plasma membrane
Molecular function (GO): G protein-coupled receptor activity
Source: RefSeq, a predicted model, not a curated record
GAAUUCAGAGAAUUUAAUUGAAUUAAAAAAGUCAAGUUAUACAUUUUUCACUUGUUAUAUUUGUAGAAUAAAAUAUAUACAAGAAUAAGUAAAAAAAAAAAACUAUUAAAUAUUUAAUUUGAUUAUUUAAUAUUAUUUAUAAAAAAAAAAAAAAAAUGAAAAUUGGUAUUGUAAUGAUAAAAAUUCCAGAAGCAAGGCUUUUUAAAAAAAUUCAAAUUUUCAAUCAACAAAUAUAAAUAGAGUAAAUAAAUAAAUAAAUAAAUAAAAAUUAUUAAGAUAAUGUGAUUUUGAUGAUAUUUAUUUUGUCAUUAUUUAAAUUUUUAUUUAAAAAAAUAUGUUAACGACUAUAUCAACGGCCUUGGAGCUUAACUCCUCGUAUUAUACAACGGUAAUUGGAGGUAGCAGUACAUUGGAAGGAUUUUCAGUAUCAUCAGCUGAUCCUGAAAAUGCAACGUCAACCCCAUACAUGCUUCCAGCUUAUAUUCGUACUCCAUCAAUGGUAGUAUGCAUUGCAGUGAUGGUCCUGGGAAUUGUCGGCAACUUGAUGGUACCGUUGGUUGUGCUACGUGGUAAGGACAUGAGAAACAGUACCAACAUCUUCCUAGUUAAUCUCAGUGUUGCUGAUCUCUGUGUUCUUCUCAUUUGUGCGCCCACUUUACUCGUUGAGGUCAACUCUGGGCCUCAGGUUUGGCCACUUGGUGAACACAUGUGUAAGGCUGUGCCAUUUGUAGAGUUAACUGUAGCUCACGCAUCUGUAUUGACAAUAUUGGCAAUAAGUUUUGAACGAUACUACGCAAUUUGUGAGCCACUGAGAGCUGGAUAUAUUUGCACAAAAGCAAGAGCAACAUUUCUCUGUUUCCUUGCAUGGAUCCUGGCUGCAAUUUGUACAAGUCCAAUUCUACCGCUGACAUCAUACACGAUUGAUCCAGACGAACAAGGAAUAAAAUAUCCAAAUUGUAUAACAGAUUUAAGUCAAACAUGGGCAAUAACAUUUGUAAUAAUAACAAUAAUAAUAUUUUUUAUCAUUCCAUUAUUUAUAUUAAUAAUAUUAUACACAGUUAUUGCCCAACAUUUGAUGGCCAAUCCGGCAAUAAGUCGUGGUCCAGCAAAUAAUUUAUUAAAAUAUCGUAAACAAGUUGUUAUGAUGCUUGGUACUGUUGUAUUAUGUUUUUUUAUAUGUAUAUUACCAUUUCGUGCAUUUACAUUGUGGAUUAUAAUAUCACCAGAAUCAUUUGUUAUUAAUAUUGGUGUUGAAUGGUAUUUUUGUUUAUUAUAUAUCAGUAGAAAUAUGUUUUAUCUCAAUUCAGCAAUUAAUCCAAUAUUAUAUAAUUUAAUGUCAACAAAAUUUCGUGGUGGUUUUUUACGUUUAUGUGGAUUUAGUACAAUACGUGAACGUGAUACACCAACAUCUGGAAGAACUAAAACAACAACAAGCAACAAUAGUAAUAAUUCAUCUGAUUGGCGACGUCAAAGCAGUAACAAGAGUUGCAGUGUUAAGGGAUCAGAAAUUCGUUAUUCCACUAAUGGAGCCAACGAAAAAGGAGAACGAUAACAACCAUUAUCAGUGUAUUGUUGUAUAUAUAUUUUUUAAAUCUAAUAUCAUCAUUAAAAUGAAUAGAAACAAAAAAUAUAUAUAUAUAAAAAAAAAAACGAGAAAAGGCUAUGGGAAAUCGCACCGAAGAAGAAAAUAUAUAUGAAAAUUUUACCUGAGUUAACCAAUGCUUCAAUUCUAGUUGAAGUGGAUAAGAUGGAAAUUUUUAUCAUGUGGAAAAGAAAAUUGGCUGAUGCUGAAACCAUGUGUGUGUAACAAUUCUCACCUUUUUUUUUAUUAUUUUAUUUCAAAAUCAUUUUCUUUAUUUAUUUAUUAUUUUUUCAAUCCGUUGAACAUUAUUAUAUACACUUUGCAUUUUUUGCGUCCAUUGUUAUAUAUUAUUUUAUUGCAUAAUUUUUCUAGCAUUAUUAUAUUUAUAAAAAUAAUAAUUUAGUGGAAAUUUAUUUAAAAAAUAAUAAUUGUAAUGGAGAUUGAGAUUUUUAGUUUUUAAAAAUGAAAAUAAUUCAUAUCGCAUUUAAUGUUAACUUAAAGUAUUUAAUCAAAAAAAAUUGUUGUAUUAUUAGAAUUGAUAUAUGUUUAAUUAGUAUUAAACGAGAUAAUUUUUAGAUAUUAAAUUUUUUUAAUUUUAUGAAAUCGCAAAAGAGCAAUGAGAGAUAUUUAUCCGGAUUAUUAUUUUAAAUAUACAUUCCUUUGAAAAAAUUAAAAAAAAAAAAAAUUAAAAGUGCAUUUAAAAAAAUGAACAGAUCAAAUUGAUUAAAGUAUUAUUAUAUAGAUAUUUUAUUUAUUAUUAUCUAGUCAACAAUCAUCAGUCAUCACCAUUAAAUCAUGGGUAUGAAUCUCUUGUUCAUUAAUUAUAAAUUUAUUUAUUUUACGUAUUUAUUUUUUAAUCAUAAAAAAAAAUAAAGAAGGAAUAAAUUUAUGUGAAUGAUGAUGUGUGUUGCCCAGAUAUUAGCAAUAAUAAUUAUUAAUUAUUAUUGUUAGUAGAAAAAUAAAAAAGAUAAAUUGUUUUUAAUAUUAGAAUUUACAAAAGUUUGUACUUGUCAGUUAAGAAAAAUUCGGUCGUAAACAUCCGAAAGCCUUUUCUCCGGCGUUUAAAUAUAUUCAUUUAUUUAGCUUUUUAUAAAACAUAAUAAAAUUAAAAAAUAAAAACGGAAAUUAUUGUUGAUU